AGCCAACCCGAGGCACAAAGCUCUACAACCAGAAGCCAAAACCGAACCGAGGAAGCAGCAGCAGAUCAAACCGCAGACGAAGACACCGUCGCAAGAGAACGAGAGAAUGGCGGCCAUCUCCUCCACCUCCUACUUCUCCUCGCAGCCGCAGCUGCCGGCGUCCGGAGGCGGCAGCAACGGCCGGCAGCCGCGGAGGCGUCGGAUGGGGGGCAGCUGCGUCAUGCUCGAGGCGGCCGCUGCCUCUGGUAGUGGUGGUGGCGGCGUGGUGGUGGGGAGGACGAGGAGCCUGACGGAGGAGGACCUGGAGGAGCUCAAGGGCUGCCUCGACCUCGGCUUCGGCUUCUCCUACCACCAGAUCCCGGGCCUCUGCGGGACGCUCCCCGGCCUGGAGCUCUGCUACUCCAUGACGCGGAGGUUCCUCGACGAGCAGAGGACGGUGGUCGGGCAGCUGGAGCCCGUUGCGGCGGCGGCGCCCAUCCCGGACUGGAAGAUCUCCGGCCCUGGUGAUAGUCCAGAGGAAGUGAAAGCUAGGCUCAAGUAUUGGGCCCAGACAGUGGCAUGCACAGUCAAACUAUGCAGCUGAUGGAGAUUGGUAGUGUGCUGGUUCUCUCUUAACAUAUAUGCUACUACAAGCUGAACUGGAGGUGGCUGAAGUUGAAGAACGAUGCUUAUAUGGUAUUGGGCUUGGUGGGCAAGUGCAGAGGAGGUGCUUCUGCUUCGUGUUAUCGAGGCGACAGAACUGACCACUGCUUUUGCCAAACUUCGGAGGGGGGAGAGGAUUGCUGACAACAUGGAACUGAGAAAUCGCGAGGCGGUCCGCAGUCGAGCUUUUCUGAAAGCAUCAGAAGCUUGCCGUUCCUCGUGAGGUGACUUGUCUCUACAUGGCGCAGCGGUUGCAAGUGCCUGAGACCUCUGCUUGUUUCUGCUCUUCCUUGUAGUGCUCACUAGGUGCUCCGGUUGCACCGUGCUGCUCCGGCUUGAGCUUUGCAAAUCCUUGGGUGGAUUUGUUCAAUUAUAAUUUUGUUUUAUUGCUCCUUUCACCUUAGAUUUGCUUUGGAGCAGUAGACCUUGUAUAGGACUUGCAUGUACGUAUCUGUUGAUUCUGCUGUACUGCACUCGGAGGGUGCAGAAACAGUUUCUGAAAUAAAUUUCUGCGUCCAGCCUAACAGCAAACUGUGGCUGUUGAAA
Molecule: messenger RNA, 1188 nt
Organism: Aegilops tauschii subsp. strangulata
Lineage: Eukaryota; Viridiplantae; Streptophyta; Magnoliopsida; Poales; Poaceae
Source: RefSeq, a predicted model, not a curated record